CGAGAUUAUUCGAAUUACCACGUACGUUCCAAUUGAUAAGAAUUCUCUGGUCGAGGAAAGGGCACACUUUUUUUACUACUUUGACUCUUCGAAACUGAAGUUUGUACCGCAGGCUUCCAAUUGGAGGAACGUUGUGAAAGUUGACUUCCAGUGAGCGCACUUUCCUAUAUUAUUUUCGUAAACUUCGGCUGAUAAUGGACGAUAAUCUUGUGAACCCAGUCGAGUGGAACUCUUGUGGUUCAUUCGAAUGCGCCACUCGCACAAUGUGCCCCACUUGCCGUUUAAAUUAGGUUUGCCUUGCUGCCGAAUCGUUGGAAUAUUCGACAUGAGCAUGAAUUCGAGCGGAAUAUUCAGCAUCGGUGAGGUCAACGCGCUUGCUGUUGACCAAUUCGAUUGGAUAUUUGGCAAUAUCAUAGAACAUUGUCCCGAAGCGACACGAAAAAUAUCGGCUAGAAGACCUUUUAAACGAGUGGAAGACUUGAAAAUAGCGUUUGAUAAUUAUCUGGACGAACUCGAAGAAACAGAAAAAGAGCAGAUUCUCUUGAAACAUCCAGAUUUGGCAGGUAAAUUAUGUGAUGAAGGAAAACUAACGUUGGAGUCGAAAAAUGAACAGAAGAGUGCAGGUCUCGACAAAAUGACGAAAGACGAGAAGCAGACCCUUAAUAAUCUCAAUCAUUUAUAUAAAGAAAAAUUUCGAUUUCCAUUCGUUAUUUGCGCUCGUGAGAAUAGAGUUCCUGCAAUAUUGACUGGAAUUGAAGAACGUUUAAAGAAUCAGCCGGAAAGUGAACUGCUAACGAGUAUAGAAGAAGUCAAAAAAAUUUGUAGGAUAAGAAUCAGUGAUCUUGUUUGGCCAGAUCCCUAAUUUUUCAAAUGAUUAGAGCGAAUUUUAAACAUUUUUACUUUUACGCUAUGCAACGAUAUUUUUUUAUUGGCGUAGAAUUAAUAUAAAUUGUAAAAAGAAAAAGUAAUCGAAUUCAUUGAUUCAGUUACGUGACGAAUGAAUUCAGCAAUGAUAUCGUAAACUACAGAAUACCGAGUUGUUUUUCGACGAUGGCGUGAGGUUGACCCAUCUGUUCUCUGAAUUCAUGGGUGUUCAGAAUAUCUUCGAACCUGAAAAAAUAGAAAAACGUACGAUAAAAUCGACGAAAUAAUGGAAAUCGUAACUAUUUUCUAGUGCGAUAAACACUUUAGAAAAUUU
Venturia canescens is the source of this 1198-nucleotide messenger RNA. Its product is annotated as 2-oxo-4-hydroxy-4-carboxy-5-ureidoimidazoline decarboxylase-like. The coding region runs from base 248 to 862 and encodes 204 amino acids. Gene Ontology annotation, cellular component: peroxisome. Gene Ontology annotation, molecular function: 2-oxo-4-hydroxy-4-carboxy-5-ureidoimidazoline decarboxylase activity. Gene Ontology annotation, biological process: urate catabolic process; allantoin metabolic process. The transcript has 4 exons. The record is from RefSeq and is a predicted model, not a curated record. NCBI's taxonomy places the organism in Eukaryota, Metazoa, Arthropoda, Insecta, Hymenoptera, Ichneumonidae.